UUGAGGACUUCUGUCAAAGGCGUUCAGAUUCGGCUGGUAGAAGAAAUAAUUGUACACCCGCAAUACAACGCGUCGUCGUUCAGCCGCGAUGUCGCAAUCUUGAAACUGAUCGAGCCAGUGCAGUACACUGACUACGUGCGCCCGAUCUGCAUCUGGCCAGACAACCAAGUUGAUCUGAACAACGUUAUCGGGAAGAAGGGUUCCGUGGUAGGUUGGGGCUUCGACGAAACCGGCGUUGCGACCGAGGAACUGACGCUCGUAGAAAUGCCAAUCGUCGACCAGGAGACAUGCAUCAGAUCGUACAGCGACUUCUUCGCAAGGUUCACGUCGCAGUACACCUACUGCGCCGGCUACAGAGACGGGACCAUCGAUAAACGCACCGGAUACAGGAAAAGCACUUCAGUAUGCAACGGUGACAGCGGCGGUGGCAUGGUUUUUGAAAUUAACGACAGUUGGUACCUCAGAGGCCUUGUCUCGCUCUCUGUUGCCAGGCAAAAUGAAUACCGAUGCGAUCCCUCGCAUUACGUCGUAUUCACCGAUUUAGCCAAGUUCUUGCCUUGGAUACGAGAGAAUAUUAGCGAUUAUUAA
This is a messenger RNA of Parnassius apollo (apollo), 588 nucleotides long. NCBI's taxonomy places the organism in Eukaryota, Metazoa, Arthropoda, Insecta, Lepidoptera, Papilionidae. The record is from the annotation of a GenBank genome assembly.